Messenger RNA from Salarias fasciatus (jewelled blenny), 1917 nucleotides. RefSeq names its product VPS37A subunit of ESCRT-I (gene vps37a). The record is from RefSeq and is a predicted model, not a curated record. Gene Ontology annotation, biological process: protein targeting to vacuole; protein targeting to membrane; ubiquitin-dependent protein catabolic process via the multivesicular body sorting pathway. NCBI's taxonomy places the organism in Eukaryota, Metazoa, Chordata, Actinopteri, Blenniiformes, Blenniidae. Gene Ontology annotation, cellular component: ESCRT I complex. The transcript is spliced from 12 exons. Bases 346 to 1533 code for a protein of 395 amino acids.
ACGUCAAUAAGUUGAUCAAGCUGUUAUUAGCCUGGGUUGUUUUCCUUCGUGGACUCGCCUCAGUAAUAUUAAUGACGGGGUUGAGAUUACACACAGACUCCCCGAAAUAAAAAACGGAACUGACAUUUAAUCCGACGCUUAAGGAUAUGCCAUCCGACUUCGUAACGUAGCUACAGAGUCAGCCUCGUGUGGACAACAAGCCGAGUGUUCAGUAAGCCCGCUAACAGGAGGUUAGCCCCGCAAAUCUCCACACCGAGCGCCGCUCAUGCUCGCUUUUCCUCCACGUUCUCCCUGGUGUGUGGCCGGCCUUUGUACUCUGUCAGUCCGCGGUGUCGCCGGGUGAGAAUGAACUGGCUCUUCCCCCUGUCCAAAGGCUCCGGAUCUCUCCCCCCUCUCAACAGCCUACAGCAACAAAGACAGCGGCAGAUCGAGUCGCUCAAGUCCGCUCACCCCAGUCUUGCAGAAAUCCAGAAAGAUGUGGAGUACAGAAUACCGUUCACAGUCAACAACUCCACCAUCAGUGUUAACAUUCUGCUGCCUCCUCAGUUCCCCCAGGAGAAGCCCGUGGUUAGCGUCUACCCUCCUGUGGGUCAUCAUCUAGUUGACAGCAAUAAUGGCACCAUGAUCACCAGCCCCCUCAUCAGUAAUUUUGGGAUGCAUUCAGAUCUGGGGAAAGUUAUUCAGAGUCUGCUGGACGAGUUCUGGAAAAGUCCUCCUGCCUUGAUGUCUGCUGGGCCCGCUGGGUUUUCAUACAGUAUGUACAAGCCAUCCGGCAUGGCUCCAUAUCCCGCUCAGUCCUUCCACUACGGCGCACGCCAUGUGGGUCCCAGUCAGACGCCGCCUCCUGGCCCGGGCCCAGCUCCCACGCCCAUGCCUCACCCGGGGGCCGACGGCGCCCACGGACCCCCUCGAGCCCCGGCACCUUACGGACUCAUCUCUGACCUGCCGCUGCCUGUACCCACCGUGGACUCCCAGGCUGGACUGAAUGGACACAUGUACAAGAUGCCUGAGAUCCCCGAGUCUUUUCCUGAACUCUCUGACAUGAGCCGCAGCGUCACCCAGCUGUCAGACAUGUCUGAAAACGAGGACGUCUUACUGGAGUUCUUUGUGAGUUUGCCUCAACUCAAACAGGUCACCACUGACAAAGAAGAGCUGGUCACCAAUAUCGUGGACAUGGCGAAGAAAAACCUUCAGAUGGAGCCCCAGCUGGAAGGCAAAAGACAAGAGAUGCUCUAUAAAUACGAACAGCUGACUCAGAUGAAGCAGGCUUUUGAGACAAAGAUGCAGAGACAGCAUGAGCUCAGUGAGAGCUGCAGCCUGAGCACUCUACAGGCUCGGUUAAAAGUCGCAGCCCACCAGGCAGAGGAGGAGUCAGAGGAGACGGCGGAAAACUUCCUGGAAGGACGCACCGACAUCGACGAGUUCCUGACCAGCUUCAUGGAAAAGAGAACGCUCUGCCACAGCAGACGGGCCAAAGAGGAGAAGUUGCAACAGUCCAUCAACACACACGGACAGUUUCCCACCAGUCAUUAGAACACAGGGUUUGGUGUUUUUUCAGCCAACUGCUGCCAAUAUCACAGGAAAAGACAUUAUCGGGGCAGACAAGCACACUGAAUCAACGGCAGGCACUUUGGGUUAGGAGGGAGAUGCCGACGGAAAUCCUGGGGUAAAAUAAGAAGCCUGUUGUGUCCAGAUUUGACAGAUAAAAAAAAAAAAGUAACAAAAGUACUGUUGAUGUUGAAUUGCAACAGAAAAAAAGAUGGAUAAACCUUUGAAGUCACCACAUGAGGCCAAAACUGUGAGAAUGAGCGACUGGGGGAGACACUCGUCUCUAUUGUCUCCUUACUAAGGAUCGAUCACAUUGUGGAUAAUUUUAUUGCACAUUCUGUUUGUCCAGUUUUGACUUGACGGUGAUGA